AUGGCCUCCAAAGUGGAACGCAAUUUGGAGUCGCCGGAAACCCUGGGCGGAGGAGGCUGGACUAGACUCGCUCCUCCUCCUGCACCAAAGGGAGUCGCCGCCGCCUGGUCUCUUAACCGCCGCGGGGGGAAGGGGCUGACUCUGAUCUGGAUUACAUUCAGUACAGGCUGGAAUAUGAAAUCAAGACUAAUUAUCCUGAUUCAGCAGGCAAGCUCUUACCACUGACUGAAGAAGAGAAAACUGCCACAGAGCAAUUAAGAGCUCACAUGUCAGACUUAUGAUGAAGAAAUGGACUUGCAAAAGGGAACUCUAAUGGGGAAGAGAUCAAUUCCAGAGAGAUUUAGGAAGCUGUCUUGUUAGCAUUCGAUGACUGUUGGUGGCGGGAUGACAAAGGAGAUUUGGCUUGGGUUACUGGAUAGUGAUGCCUUCCACAAGAGAGGGGAAUACAAGAAGGGCAGAUAUUGUACUCAUAAUGUUCAGCCAAAGGGAUGGAAUGGAAAUAAAGAGUUUUAAAAAAAUAUAUGCAGGGGGCUUCCCUGGUGGCGCAGUGGUUGAGAAUCUGCCUGCUAAUGCAGGGGACACGGGUUCGAGCCCUGGUCUGGGAAGAUCCCACAUGCCGCGGAGCACCUAGGCCCGUGAGCCACAACUACUGAGCCUGCGUGUCUGGAGCCUGUGCUCUGCAACAAGAGAGGCCACGAUAGUGAGAGGCCCGCGCACCGCGAUGAAGAGUGGCCCCCACUUGCCGCAACUAGAGAAAGCCCUCGCACAGAAACAAAGACCCAACACAGCCAAAAAUUUAAAAAAAAAAAAAAAAAGCAUAUACACUUAGUCUUGUAAUUUCAGGCAAGUAAGUCUCAAUACCAUUUUGUAUCUGUUUUUGUAUAAUCAGGAUAACACAGAUGUCCUGGCCUAUUGUAAAAGAAAAUUAUGUACUAUCAGUCAGUCAAAUGUGAAUGAACAUGCUUUGGAAAUUAAAGGAUAGGAAAAAAAUUUGUAUUAUUUUAUACAUAUGUACAUAAUUUUAUUAUUGAAAAUUCUGAUUGCAGAUGUGGUCACAUUAUUGGUGAGACUGUUAAUGUGUGACUUAACAGUCUCCCAUAAAACCUAACUUAGUAAUAAGCUGGCUUUUCUGUGACAGCCUCACUUUUAUUUUUGUCCUAUUCCCUCUUCCUGCUAAUGUUGAGCAGCCUGAGCUCUGCUUUCAAACGCUGUUUUAGAUUGUCCCUGUUAUACUUCAAUACUACCUUUGUUCUCCUCUGGUCUAUAUUACUGUAGUUGUUCAUUGUACUGUAUAUGAAAGCUAAGAAACUGAAAUGAGAGGGUCACUGGCAACCGCUACUUGCCAGUUUGUUUUGUGUGUGUGUAUGCGCACGCGUCAACUUCCCUAUUUAUUAAAAAAAAGAAAAAACUAAUGGCAAGUAAAUAUGAAAGUAAAUCAUGGUAUAUCUAUACAACAGAAGGUCAAGUUACCAGUAAAUUAUUACUGUUAAUGUUCUGGGAAAUGCUAAAGCUAUGCUAAAUAGGUAAGAGGAGAAGCAGAUAUUGUAGCUUUGUCGUCAAGAUUGGGCUUUGGACUCAUACCGGAGAUGUAAACACAGGUUUUAAAUUCUAGCUGUACGACCCUGAGCAAACCACUUGACUUGUGUGUGUCAGGAUGGCUGGAAGCACAAUAAGAUGGUAAAGUAUUAGGGUUUGAUAUUUAGUAAUCCUUCAAUAAAUAUUUCUAUAUAUGUCAUAAAAACAAGGCAUUGAAAGAUUAGGAAAAGUGUAUCAAAUGUUAGUUUUACAGGUUAUACAAUUAUACUUUAAUUUUAAAAGAAUUUUUUCUGUUAUGUUAUUAACAAACUUAUAAUAGCUGACAGACAGGGUUGGAAGAGUAGCUUCAGUUAAAAUUGUCUUGUCUCCAGGCUCACUGAAUGGAUACAUAAACAAGACCCAUAUAUAUGCUGUCUACAAGAGACCCACUUCAGACCUAGGGACACGUACAGGCUGAAAGUGAGGGGAUGGAAAAAGAUAUUCCAUACAAAUGAAAAUCAAAAGAAAGCUGGAGUAGCAAUACUUAUAUAAAAAAAAAAAAAUCGUCUUGUCGCUUCUGAAUAUCUGGAGAACAGAAAGUAGCCCCCCCCCCUUUUAAAUUACAGAUAAAUAAGUCACACCUUAGUAACAUAUUAUUUUUCUUCAGUACUCAGGCAGUUAAUAUUGAGGAAGUUCCUGUCAUGGUAUGGCUCUGGGAUGUGAUGGUGAUGGUGGGAUUGAAAAAUGGUGGUAUCAUGAAGAGGUCUUAACAAGUUACUGGUGUUAAAGGGUUUUGCUUUCAAUCAGAAAAAAAACUAGAUUGUACUGUUUUUCCUCUAUGACUUCCUUCACAAGUUACCUUCUAAGUGUUGGUUCUUCCCCUCAUCCCUCUUAAAAUUGCUCUUGUUUAUAUAUUCAUUUAUUUCCCAAGGUUCAUUUAUUGCCUUUUGGGGAAUGAUUCCCAAGUAUAACUUAUUUCACUAGACCUAGAUCCAAAUUUCCAAUAAAAACCUCUACCUGAAUAUUCAAAUUGAGCAUGUCCAGAAUAUUUAACUGAUUUUCUUAUUUUGUUAACAGCAACUGUUCUGUUAGCUGGAAUUAAAGUUUG
Balaenoptera ricei (Rice's whale) is the source of this 2623-nucleotide messenger RNA. It is a transcript of the gene SKA2, whose product is annotated as spindle and kinetochore associated complex subunit 2. Lineage: Eukaryota; Metazoa; Chordata; Mammalia; Artiodactyla; Balaenopteridae. The record is from RefSeq and is a predicted model, not a curated record.